Messenger RNA from Cetraspora pellucida, 774 nucleotides. The record is from the annotation of a GenBank genome assembly. NCBI's taxonomy places the organism in Eukaryota, Fungi, Glomeromycota, Glomeromycetes, Diversisporales, Gigasporaceae.
AUGAAACAAUCGAUGAACUAUUUCGUUAGUAUUGAUGCACAUAAACUCAAAUUAUGGAAGAGAUUAUUGGAACGAAAUACCCCAAAUAAAACAUAUCCACGUGAACCAGAGAAAGGUGUGCCUACAGCAACCGAAAAGGGAAAAUUUGUGAUGAAACAUGAGGUAACCUAUACUACAUUUAAUCCCUCAGAAAAAACAUUGCAAGAAUAUUUUAUGAAUGAAGAGUUCAAAGCUUGUGGUCGAAGACGUCCUAUUAUUGCUGUUGAAGAAAUAAAACAACGACAAAUCAACAGACCAUUCAGUAAUGAGGAUAUAGGACAAAGUAGUGUCAUUUGGCGAAAAGGUCUCCAACAUCAAUACUUUUAUUGUUUUAAAAUGGAAAUAAAAGUGCUAAAAAACCUUAGUUCACCUCACAUUCCGAAACUCCUUCUAUAUAAUGAAAAAGCCCUUGUUGAAACUCAUCUUGGUACGAAAAGAUAUAACUUUAUUCGGGAUAGUGUAUCAAACAAUGAUAUUGGGAAAUUUGCUGGUGCACUUGAGUACAUGCACAAUGAUGUCUUAAGAUUAUUGGCCAACUCACCAAGUAUUGACUUGACAUGUUUUUUUAAGAACAUUUUACUUAAUGCUUCACAGACCAACGAAUGCAUUAAUGGAGAGAGCCUCUUUAUAGGAAUUAUGACUUCAAGUUACGGGCAAAAAAUGUAUUGGACUUUUGGUCCUCUCAUGGUAAAUCAUCUUUUUGCCAAAAAAUCUACAAAGAAGCAAAUGACUUGA